Molecule: messenger RNA, 2994 nt
Organism: Arvicola amphibius (Eurasian water vole)
Lineage: Eukaryota; Metazoa; Chordata; Mammalia; Rodentia; Cricetidae
Gene: Wasf2
Product: WASP family member 2
Exons: 9
Coding region: 215-1705 (496 amino acids)
Biological process (GO): positive regulation of Arp2/3 complex-mediated actin nucleation; actin cytoskeleton organization
Cellular component (GO): cytoskeleton
Molecular function (GO): Arp2/3 complex binding; actin binding; protein kinase A regulatory subunit binding
Source: RefSeq, a predicted model, not a curated record
AUCACGUAAUGGCGGACUCGGGCCGGUGGAGUGCGGCUAGGGGCGUAGCGCUCUGAAGUGGGGCUCCGACUGUGUGGCAGCCCGCAAAGCGGUGGGCUGGAGCGCACUCCGUGGGGACACGGACCGGCCGGCCAGCCCUUCAUGUCUCUGAGUGCGACUGCGCGAGGUCAGGUUGUUUUUCAUCAUUGAGAACAUUGCCUGAAGCAGGUCCACCAUGCCGUUAGUAACCAGGAACAUCGAGCCAAGGCACCUGUGCCGUCAGACGUUGCCUAGCGAUACAAGCGAGCUGGAAUGCAGGACCAACAUCACCCUGGCAAAUGUCAUCCGACAGCUGGGCAGCCUGAGUAAAUAUGCAGAGGACAUUUUCGGAGAGCUUUGUACUCAGGCAAGUGCCUUUGCCUCCCGGGUAAACUCCCUUGCUGAGCGGGUUGACCGAGUACAAGUUAAAGUCACUCAGCUGGAUCCCAAGGAAGAAGAAGUGUCGCUACAAGGAAUCAACACUCGGAAGGCCUUCAGAAGCUCUACCACCCAAGACCAGAAGCUUUUUGACAGAAAUUCUCUGCCAGUGCCUGUUUUAGAAACCUAUAACAGCUGUGACUCUCCUCCACCUCUCAACAAUCUAAGUCCUUACAGGGAUGAUGGGAAAGAGGCACUCAAAUUCUACACCAACCCUUCCUACUUCUUUGAUCUUUGGAAGGAGAAGAUGCUGCAGGACACCAAGGAUAUCAUGAAAGAGAAGAGAAAGCAUAGGAAAGAAAAGAAAGAUAAUCCGAAUAGGGGGAAUGUAAAUCCACGCAAAAUCAAGACACGUAAGGAAGAGUGGGAGAAAAUGAAGAUGGGACAAGAAUUUGUCGAAUCCAAAGAAAAACUGGGACCUUCUGGAUACUCAUCCACCUUGGUCUACCAGAAUGGCAGCAUUGGCUCUGUUGAAAAUGUGGAUACAGGCAGCUACCCACCACCACCACAAUCAGACUCCACCUCCUCACCUUCUCCUUCCUUCUCUGAAGACAACUUGCCUCCCCCACCAGCAGAAUUCAGCUACCCUGCAGACAACCAAAGAGGAUCUGUCUUGGCUGGACCCAAAAGAACCAGCGUGGUCAGCCCAAGCCAUCCACCCCCAGCUCCUCCUCUGAGCUCUCCACCAGGCCCCAAACCUGGCUUUUCUCCACCACCUGCUCCUCCACCUCCACCUCCAAUGGGUGUGCCGCCUCCACUACCACCUAUAGGAUUUGGGUCUCCUGGGACCCCUCCGCCACCAUCACCUCCAUCUUUUCCACCUCACCCUGAUUUCGCGGCCCCUCCCCCUCCCCCUCCCCCACCAGCAACUGACUACCCAAUGCCACCACCUCCCUUGUCCCAACCAGCUGGAGGUGCUCCUCCCCCUCCCCCUCCUCCUCCCCCUCCAGGGCCCCCACCUCUCCCCUUUAGUGGUGCUGAUGACCAGCCUGCUGCACCACCACCACCUCUUUCUGAUGCCACCAAGCCCAAGUCCUCUUUGCCUGCUGUGAGUGAUGCGCGUAGUGACCUGCUUUCCGCCAUCCGCCAAGGCUUUCAGCUUCGAAAGGUUGAAGAGCAGCGGGAACAAGAGAAGCGUGAUGUGGUGGGCAAUGAUGUGGCCACCAUCCUGUCACGUCGGAUUGCUGUUGAGUACAGCGACUCGGAAGACGAUUCCUCUGAAUUUGAUGAAGACGACUGGUCGGAUUAACUUUCUGCCUGCUGCCCACAUUCCUUUUUCUGUCCUUUCUACCUGCCUUCUUGAUGUCAUAACAGUCUCGUGGGGGAGCAAGGGAGGAUGUAGAAUUGCAAGGGCCAAAGUCUUCCCUGGAGCAACCAAAGAUCUAACCAAGUGUUUCCUCCAAGUCCUCAUGUACGUCUUCCCCUCUUCCUUGGCUGUGGACUCUUGAGGGUCCAUAGCUGAGCUGAUCCCUCUUCUCCUCAAGUGACUGUUAACUAUUGAAAGGAAGGAAAACCCUACAGCAUAUCCCUUUGGUUGGGUUUCAACUGGAGAUAGUGCCUUCUCCUAAGAACCCUUUUAGCCCAUGGCCUUCCUCAGAACCCUUCCAUUUGGCUACUUCAAAUAAUGCUGUCUCCUGGUCUUAAAGCAAUAGGUACGGCCUGUGUGGAUACACACGGUCCCUUUUCUAUACCUGAGAGUAUAGGACAGGCCACAUGCUCUGGCAACCAGACUGUCAUCCCUUCCCCCACCCGACACUCAGCCCUCUGCAGCAGGUAGGGCUGCUUCUGUUCAGCCCUGUCUGGAUGCCUUUGUUCCAGAAGGCAUCAGGCCCCUAAAGAAUGUCUCGCUCCUUUGCCCAGAAGUGAUGCCUUCCUGGAGGCUGGGCUGCUGCCUUCCUCCCAUGCUCCUUAGUGAGCGUGUUCAGGCGUCCUUUGCAUGCCCCUCCCUCACCCUAUGUGCCUUUAGACUGCACAGCCCAGUUUUAACCUCUGAUAUUCAUGACCAAACUAGCCCUGACGCACAGGGACCUGGGCCUCUGCUGACUGUCAGGAGCACCGCGGGACUGGAGGAGAAAGGAAUACCUUGGCUCCUACCCUCAAGGUCACACAGAUAGUGACAGAGCAGAGCCCAGGCUUCCUGUUUCCAAGUCACCUGUGUUUUCUGGGACCAAAUAAUGAGCACCUGCUGGAGUGUGGGCAAAGCAGCCCUGGCUCCAUUCUACUCCAGACCUCCCGAAUGCAGGGCUCGCAGUCUGUGCCAGCCCAGCUAGUACAACUUUGACACUCACAGCCUCUCUUGUAACCGUUUAUUUCCCCCUUCUAUCUCCAGCCAAUCAUGUGGCAUAGGAGCUAUGCUGGGGAACCAGAGUAGAGAGGAGGAGUGGGGUGGCCAGCCUUGGCAGGUGCUGCUGCUCCCUUCCCCUUUUGUUUCUCCAGUUUAAGCAUAGGUACUGCCAGCUGUAGAAACUUCAGUCCCUCAGGCUGGCAGCCGCAGCAGGUACCUGCCUGGGGGUCCUGGCAGCCAUGAAGGCUGAAAGG